AUGGACUUUGUGUGGAACCGAUUCCAAGCGGCUUAUCCUCGCAAAGGGUUCACAGUGAUGGACGAAGGCGCGGGGAAGCUGUCGCAGCCGCUCAUGACCAGCACCAGCGAGGACGGGGAGAGCGACGACAACGGCACGGAGGAGCUGGACGGCCUUUUACCGCAUCAAGAAUUCCCUAAAAAGCGCUUUGACGAGGCCGCAGCGACACAGCGGAAGCGACGACGGCGUAAAGACGACGAGGAUCUGGGUGAAGUGGCUGCCGUUGUCUCUUUGAUUGAAGCACCGAGAUUGGUGCUGCGGUCUGUCAGCAAAGCCACGGUGUCGCUCUCGACCGCGUGGAGUCUCUUACGGCCACCACGCCGUCGCAGCUCGAGAUCCAGGAGCUUCUUGCCGACUUCAGUGUCGACACGACCGCCGGCAUUUGUCAAGGACAUGGACGAGGCAUCGGAGCGUGCACUGGCGGUACUGGCCGUCGUCACACUGGGGUCCUGCUGUCUGCUGCUGCUUUUGGUGUACAUCCAGUCGAUGUAG
Molecule: messenger RNA, 531 nt
Organism: Peronospora matthiolae
Lineage: Eukaryota; Oomycota; Peronosporomycetes; Peronosporales; Peronosporaceae
Source: the annotation of a GenBank genome assembly